ACUCCCCUCUUCACAGGCACAGUGGUUCGGUCCGGCUCCUUUUCCCGCCCUCCGUAGUUGAAGCCAAAACAGAGCAUCAUGGCGGUAGAUGGUGGCGAUCGUCACUGUGGAGUUCAUGAGCUGAUCUGCGUCAGAAAAGUUUCUCCAGAGGUUCUGGGUUUUCUGACCGCCAUCGGGCUCUUCAUCAUCCUCAUGACUCUGCUCUUCUGGUACGUCAACAACAAGUUGGGCCUGCAGAACCCGCGGAGCCUUCAGUGCCUUGAUGACUUCAGGAAAAACACAGAGCUGCAAGAUAAGGCCUCCGAGGCCGACCUGCAGGACUCAUCGGACAGUGAGGAUGAGCUGAUGGGUCAGUACCAGGAGGCAGUCAGUCGCUCCCAAGGCCUCCGUGGAGGAGCCUGUCACUCCAGACUAGGAGGUUUCAGCUGGGAGAGCCGACAGAAGUACAGCCCCCUGACUGCUGAGUAUGACGGCUACAGCAGUGAGGCCUCAGCCGACGACGCCAACUGCAUCCAGAGGAUGAGAAGAACGCCGCCGCUGGACGAACUGCAGCCUCCUCCCUAUCAGGAUGAGAAUGGCUCUCCGAGGAUGUCCUGUACUCUGUCAGACCUGGGUGAUGCCAAGUGCGACCUUUCCCAGACCAGCGGCAGUCCUCUCCUCUCCUUUGGGAAGUGCCUGAGCGAAGGCAGCGAUGGCCAGGAGACCGAGAGCUACUUGAACAAAGGCUACGAGGAGGACGUUCCCAGCGACAGCACGGCUGUCCUCAGUCCAGAGGAGAUGUCGGCCCGCGGGUCAGCUGCGCGGCUCUCUAAAGGUUACGAACCAGAUCCCAUCGCUAAAUACGGCACCCUGGACGUGGUGUUUGACUUUGACUCUGAGGAGCAGCAGCUGACUUUGACCAUCAUGGCAGUGACCGACCUACCCUCCGUCAAACGCACGGGGAACAUCUCCUGGCAGGUCCACCUGCUGCUUCUGCCAACCAAAGAGCAGAGAGCGAAGACUGGCGUCCAGCGGGGCCCGUGCCCCAUCUUCACGGAAACCUUCCGUUUUUGUCACGUGGAGUCAGAGAUGAUCAGCAACUACGCCGUCCGCUUCCGGCUUUACAGUUUGAGACGGAUGAAGAAGGAGAAGGUGUUUGGAGAGAAGGUGUUCUACCUCACCAAGCUCAACCUUCAGGGCAAAAUGUCUGUUCCGGUCAUAUUAGAGCCCUGCUGCGCGCUGCCGGGCAGCGAAUCCCAGGUCAGCCUCUCGGAUAUGACUUGCAGCGAAAGCGCCUCGUCGUUCCAGUCCGUCAGUCAGACCACCACCCCGGAGAUCCUCGUCGGCCUGAUCUACAACGCCACGACCGGACGCCUCUCUGUGGAGGUCAUCAAGGGCAUCCACUUCAAAAACCUGGCUGCCAACAAGCCACCCAACGGGCUGUUCUGUUGUCUAAAACACUUGAUAGGUGGACAGGUUUAUAUAAUCAGAGAUACGUACGUUAAGCUGACCUUACUGAACUCCAUGGGCCACGAAAUGUCCAAAUGUAAGACGUCCAUCUGUCGAGGUCAGCCCAACCCCACCUACAAAGAGACGUUUGUCUUCCAGGUGGCUCUCUUCCAGCUCUCCGAUGUCACGCUCAUUCUAUCCGUCUACAACAAGCGCAGCAUGAAGCGUAAGGAGAUGAUUGGCUGGAUUUCCCUCGGCCUGAACAGCUCUGGGGAGGAGGAGCUGACCCACUGGACCCAGAUGAAGGAGUCCAAAGGACAGCAGGUCUGUCGCUGGCACAGCUUGCUGGAGUCCUAGCAGAAAAUUCCCAGGAGGAGAACUGGGAAGAUGAAUGAGAAGGGAAUGAUCGGCUCUCGCAGCUUCACGUUGUGGAGCGUUGUUGGUAAAAUCUCUGACAGGUGGGAUUAGAUGGUGAAUGGUCCAGUUCCUUCAUGUUUCUGUAGACCCAGGUCCAGAUCGCACACGUUCUAAGUUCUACGGUCCUGGCCGUCCACGGAUGGAGCCUUCAGCCCAACGGUUAAAAUCUUCUCAAGUUUUCUUGUCUAGGACUAAUUUCUCAACUUCUUAAGAGUUUUAGGUCGUUUUAUGGGAACAGUUUGGUGUAAAUCUCAUCAUGAAGGCAUUAAAUUUAAAGUUUGGUGGACUAAAAAAUUAAUUAUUUUCUUUAUUUUAUGGACGUUAUUCAACCAAUCGAUCAAUUUAAGGUUUUGCCAAGUGACUAGUUGUUUAAAUCACGACUUUUUAUUACAGCAGACAAAUGUUUAGUUCUCAACGGGCGAAUCCGGCUCACAAGGCAAACCUAGCCCCGAAGCUGGAAUUCUGCCACUUAAUUCACGCCGUAUCUCGUUGGCGUGUGACUGAGAGCUGCAGCCUGAGCUGCUGUCGAACUCUUCCGAGGGUUGCUCCAUCAGCAGUGACGGUUUAGCACGGCAUGCCUACGGCAGUUAUGUGGUAGGGUUAGGGUUAAUCGUACCACAUAAGGAGGUUUAGGAGGUAUCGUAAGUGAGUUUAAGUGCGGCUCAGCGGCUAAAACCAGUUUAAGUCUCAGCAAGCCUUCAGGCUGAUUCAAAGGCAAAGGAGGAGCAGAAAACCUCUCGUGUUGUCAUGACAACUGCAGACAAACUGGGAGGAGUCUGGUGCUGGUUUUGCUUUGACUUAAAAGUAAACUGACACGUUUUAUUUUGAAGGAAUGAAAAUGACUAAAUCCAUUCCAGUUGGUGAGGACAAACACCGUUUUCCUGCUCUGGUGCUAAAAUGUGAGCUGUGGCUGCACGCGGGGGCUGUCGCCUUACGCCAUCACGUUUCACGCUUCUCAGAGUGGCACACACACCUGCGUAUAAAACCACAGAAAGCACACACACACACCAUUUAAACCUCUGCGAGUGAGGGAGGAUUUCACGUAUACACUUCAGCUGAUUUCAGAAUGUCUGCAGGUGAACCAGUUGCACUUUUAGCUUUUAGCCACUUGUUUUAUUUGCAAACACACUUUCCUGUGCCUGUGGUCGUGGUGAAGGUUGUGUAGUGUUUACAAAGUGUGUGUGUGUUAAAACGGGGCUCUCUGAUUGGUGCUUG
This is a messenger RNA of Nothobranchius furzeri (turquoise killifish), 3060 nucleotides long. It is a transcript of the gene syt14a, whose product is annotated as synaptotagmin XIVa. Gene Ontology annotation, molecular function: phospholipid binding. The record is from RefSeq and is a predicted model, not a curated record. NCBI's taxonomy places the organism in Eukaryota, Metazoa, Chordata, Actinopteri, Cyprinodontiformes, Nothobranchiidae.